Nilaparvata lugens (brown planthopper) is the source of this 2844-nucleotide messenger RNA. Its product is annotated as dymeclin. The coding region runs from base 161 to 1960 and encodes 599 amino acids. The record is from RefSeq and is a predicted model, not a curated record. Lineage: Eukaryota; Metazoa; Arthropoda; Insecta; Hemiptera; Delphacidae. The transcript has 6 exons. Gene Ontology annotation, biological process: Golgi organization. Gene Ontology annotation, cellular component: Golgi apparatus.
CAAUAAAUUGUCUAGGAGUUCGAAGUGUAUUAGCAAUACAAUACUUAGCUAUUUGUUGAAGGUAGAGCAGUUGUUCAAUCCCUUGCUUAUUUCUCUAUUUUUGUGUUAUAAUUGUUUGAUUUUAGUUCUGUAACAAUUAAAAUGCAGAUGCGUUAGAACAAUGGGAAUAUCAAUAAGUCACUCUGAUGACUUAAACUCGAACGAACCUCUCCAAAAAUUUAUUGGUGAAGAACAUAUCAAGGCUGAUGAUCCAUUUUGGAACACGUUUCUCUCGUUCUCACUGAAACCACCUGCCUCUAUAGAAGAUGAUAAGAACCAAGAAACAAGGUUCAAGGCGAUAUACGAGAGUCUUUUCACAAAUAACCAAAAGUCUGGGAAUGUCAGGUCAUUAAUAAAUGUGUUCCUGAAUCGCCUAUCAGAAAAACUAGUCUCUUCACAAACUGCCACGGACACUUUUAGCUGGCAGUUGUACAAUGCACUGUUGGUGUCUAGAUGCUAUUUCAAAUUCAUCGUCCAAAGGAUACGAGAUCCAGAACUGUUAAAUCACAUUGAUUCAGUUGGUGAAGGAAUAACGGCCAACGAUUCAGCGCUAUCUCGAUACCUGGAUGGUCUGGUAGAUCUGCUGGUUCAUUUGCCUAUCAGUGAUUCGACCUACGCCCUGCAUUUAGAAGCCAUCAACAAUCUCCUGGCGCUGCUUUCCGUACAACUGUUCACUACUCAGCCGGCUGCUCAUCUACAGAUUUACAGAUGGGUAAUGGAAUGUAACCAAGCCGAAGGACUCGUUAGGAACCUCCUGAGCCGAUACGUGGAGCAAUCCAAACCCCCUCCCUCAGCCGGGGGCAGUCUCUUCAUAGGCCUCGCCUCCGAACUGUGGAACCUCCUCUCCUUCUCCUCAGCGACCAAUGAGGAGGCAGACUCCUCCUCUCUAGCCAACCAAUCAGCGCUGCUCCUCCUUGUGCUGGCCAAUCACUGCACAGCUGAGCACAACCCAUACCGAGAUGCCUUAGUGUCGUACGCUGACAACAUGAGUGUCCUGUUUACAACGAUUUGUAAGACUCUUAAAAAAGAGGAAACCAUGUUGAUACUGUAUCAUUUACUACACAGAAAUUCGCAUUUUAAGACGUAUCUACUAGCGAGGUCUGAUAUAGAGUUACUAGUUGUCCCCAUGCUUCAAACCAUCUACAACACCCCAGAAAAUAACUGUCACCACAUGUAUAUGUCACUAAUUAUCCUCCUAAUCCUCACCGAAGAUAAUUUAUUCAACAAAACUAUACACUCAACAAUGUUGAAGAAUAUAUCAUGGUAUACAGACCGUCUCAUCCCUGAGAUAUCUCUAGGAGGUCUAUUAAUUUUAGUAACUAGCAGAACAGUUCAAUACAAUUUGUUGAAAAUGAGGGAUAAGUAUUUACACACGAACUGCCUAGCAGCAUUAGCGAAUAUGUCGGCACAGUUUUCUAAUUUGCACCCCUAUGUUUGUCAGAGGUUGGUGGGGUUGUUUGAAGUAUUAGCGAAAACCCACGCUAGGGCGAAUCAGGAGACUAGUGCUAUCGAAGAGGCUUUAAGGAUACUGCUAGAGAUAAUAAAUUCGUGUCUUACACAUCAACUGCUGCACAAUACAGAUCUAGUUUACACACUACUCUACAAGCGGGAAGUGUUUCAACCCUUCAGAUCCCACCCGGCCUUCCAAGAUAUCGUGCAGAAUAUAUCGAUGGUUAUCGAGUAUUUUACGGCGCGUUUGGCGAAAUCUGAUGUUGAAAGUAAUGAUGUGGAAGAGGUCUUGGGGUUUGUCAGGCAUGCCGCCUUGCAGUGGCCCCAGGAUCGGCUGAAGAAGUUUCCAGAACUGAAGUUUAAGUAUGUGGAAGAAGAGAAGCCGGAAGAGUUUUUUAUACCGUAUGUAUGGACUCUAGUCACCCAGCAUUCGGGGUUGUAUUGGAACCCUAGUUUGUUUAAACAGUGUUGAUAAGGUGGAGUUUGUGAAAUUAAUGAAAAAUUGUCAAGAAUUAUUUCACCUAGUUUAUUUUAACAGUGUUGAUAAGGUGGAGUUGAAAUUGGUGGAAAAUUGUUUCAAUAUUGAGGUGAUUUUGGUAAAGAGUUGAACUUGGUUUGUGAAAUGUUGUCUAGAAUUGUUUCAGAGUUGAAGUGAUUGAUUCUGGUUUAACCUAUGGGAAAUCAUGUCAGAGAAUUCAUCUUGUUGAAAUACCGGGUGAUUCAUAAGGACUUUACAACUUUGAAAAUUCAUUUAAAUCUUAUUAAACAAGGUACAGAGCUGAUUUUGGUGUUGUUUUAAAGGAAAACACUUCAGGUUUUUCUACCUUAAACUAAAGAUGUUCUAUGUGACUUCUGUUGGUUAUCCUGCAGACAUCCCAUCGAUAGUCGAUCUCUUUCAGACUAGCAUUUCAGGUGUAACUUGCACAACAGCAGCGCAAAUCCAUGCUCCAAGUUCAGGUGAAGUGGCUGGAAAAGGGAGUACGUACACCAUAUCUUUCAUGAAACCCCACAAGAAAAAAUCCAGCGGUGUUAGGUCUUGGCGCAUUACGGCCAAUUCACUGAUUUCUGGAAAGAAAUCGAGUAUCGAUGUAGGAUAAACAACGGAAGUAACGUAGGACAUCUUUGGUUUAAGGUGAAAAAACUUGAAGUGUUUUCCUUUAAAACAACACCAAAACCAGCUCUGUACCUUGUUUAAUAAGAUUUAUAUGAAUUUUCAAAGUUGUAAAGUUCUUUUUGAAUCAGCCGGUAUAUAGGGCCGGUUUUCGAGCUCGGGAUUAAGCUAAGUUCUAGACUUUAAACAGCUGGAGUCAGAAAAUUGGCUUUUCGAAACCGGGCGUAGUAGCAGUUUUUAUGAUA